Molecule: messenger RNA, 803 nt
Organism: Arachis stenosperma
Lineage: Eukaryota; Viridiplantae; Streptophyta; Magnoliopsida; Fabales; Fabaceae
Product: probable histone H2A variant 3
Exons: 2
Coding region: 147-560 (137 amino acids)
Cellular component (GO): nucleosome
Molecular function (GO): DNA binding; protein heterodimerization activity; structural constituent of chromatin
Source: RefSeq, a predicted model, not a curated record
GGUAUUGAGAGAAGCGAGAGUGGGGGGAUUAAGAUCCUGAUCCGGAAAUCAAAUCCCUUUGGGUUUGGAGUCUGAGACCGCAUUCGCCUUCUCUCUCUUUCUCUCUUUGUGCGAUUCUUCUGCGAGCUCGUUUUGGCGGGAAAAAGAUGUCGGGGAAGGGAGCCAAGGGUUUGAUAACAGGGAAAACCUCCGCCGCCGCCGCCGCCAGUAAAGACAAGGACAAGAAGAAACCAAUCUCUCGCUCCUCUCGUGCCGGCCUUCAGUUCCCAGUUGGCCGUAUCCACCGUCUUUUGAAGUCGAGGACUACAGCUCAUGGUAGAGUUGGGGCCACAGCUGCUGUAUACUCUGCUGCUAUCUUGGAGUAUCUAACUGCUGAGGUUUUGGAGCUUGCCGGGAAUGCUAGCAAGGAUCUCAAGGUUAAACGUAUUACCCCAAGGCAUUUGCAGCUUGCAAUUCGUGGUGACGAGGAGCUUGAUACCCUGAUUAAAGGAACAAUUGCUGGAGGAGGUGUAAUUCCCCAUAUUCACAAGUCUCUUAUCAACAAAUCUUCCAAGGAAUAGAUUGCUGAAUGCUGAUGGAUUAUUAAUAGCUUGUUUGAUGGAAAGUGGAAAUUUUCUGUCUCUGUUAAUUGUGGAUUUGUUAGGGUGCUCUUUCUAGACAGUAGGGCCUGCUAUUUAUGUUUUAAGUAUCUGUCUAUUAUCAGUGUACUUGAUAUUCUGUUUCUCUACUUAGCAUGGUACUAAUCUUAGUCAAGGAUAUAAUGUCACUUUACUUCAAUAUUGGAAUUUGCUAUUUGAUCAUCA